This is a messenger RNA of Bactrocera dorsalis (oriental fruit fly), 2823 nucleotides long. RefSeq names its product protein Mo25 (gene Mo25). The record is from RefSeq and is a predicted model, not a curated record. Bases 496 to 1518 code for a protein of 340 amino acids. NCBI's taxonomy places the organism in Eukaryota, Metazoa, Arthropoda, Insecta, Diptera, Tephritidae. The transcript has a single exon. Gene Ontology annotation, molecular function: protein serine/threonine kinase activator activity. Gene Ontology annotation, biological process: intracellular signal transduction.
AAACUUUCGACGGGCUGGCAGCAUUCAAAAGGACGGCUAAAGAGAAAAGUCAAAAGAAAAGUAAAAACGAAAACUUUCCUUUUAUUCAACUACACCCAAGAACGACAAAAGUAGAAAAUUAACAGAAUAAAAAACUGGUUAAACCGAUAAACAUUACGAACGGCGAGUAAAUCCAUUAUAGUUGCAUUGCUAAAGAACAAAUCUAAGGACACAACCAACCUGCGAAGAAUUCUACGAUUAUUCCGGCAGUGGUGCAGCGAAUAGCAAUUAGUCGCAGAACGCAACGAGCCGACUACAACAACAACAACAGCGAAAAGACACAUCGACCGCAGGAACAGUGUGGCAGCGAUAGUAAAACCGCAGUGCAGAUUGAUAGUCAUAGUCAAAUAAAGUUUGUGCGUUAAACAAACGUUAACAUUGAAGCAGUCUGGUGUGACAGUACGAAAAAAUAGGUGUGCGGUAAACCGGGUGUGAAUAAAGUAAAGUGCCAACGUAAUGCCCUUGUUUGGAAAAUCACAAAAGACCCCCGCUGAAUUGGUGCGGUCGCUUAAGGAAGCAAUCAAUGCACUAGAAACGGGUGGUGAUCGUAAAGCAGAAAAAGCACAAGAAGAUGUCAGCAAAAAUCUUGUCUCCAUUAAAAAUAUGCUUUACGGUAGCAGUGAUUCGGAGCCACCAGCGGAUUAUGUAGUCGCCCAGCUGUCGCAGGAACUGUAUAAUAGUAAUUUAUUGUUGCUUUUAAUACAGAAUCUGCAUCGUAUCGAUUUUGAAGGCAAAAAACAUGUAGCACUGAUAUUUAAUAAUGUGCUGCGACGACAAAUUGGUACACGUUCACCCACAGUGGAGUACAUCUGUACAAAGCCCGAAAUACUGUUUACGUUAAUGGCCGGCUACGAGGAUGCGCAUCCAGAGAUUGCACUAAAUUCUGGAACAAUGCUGCGUGAGUGUGCCCGAUAUGAGGCACUCGCAAAAAUAAUGCUGCACUCAGAAGAGUUUUUCAAGUUCUUCCGCUAUGUAGAGGUGUCGACCUUCGAUAUUGCGUCAGAUGCAUUCUCCACUUUCAAGGAAUUGCUGACACGACACAAGCUACUGUGUGCCGAAUUCCUCGAGGCCAAUUAUGAUAGGUUCUUUACGCAACAUUAUCAAAGAUUGUUAAAUUCGGAAAACUAUGUUACCAGACGACAAAGUCUGAAGUUAUUAGGUGAAUUAUUACUUGAUCGACACAAUUUCACCGUGAUGACACGUUACAUUUCGGAGCCGGAAAAUUUGAAACUUAUGAUGAAUAUGUUGAAAGAAAAGUCCCGUAAUAUACAAUUCGAGGCCUUCCACGUCUUUAAGGUGUUUGUAGCAAACCCAAAUAAGCCGAAACCUAUAUUAGAUAUCUUGCUACGCAACCAAUCUAAAUUGGUUGACUUUUUAACCAAUUUCCAUACGGAUCGUUCAGAAGAUGAGCAGUUUAACGAUGAAAAAGCAUAUCUGAUUAAACAGAUAAAGGAGCUUAAGCCGCUGCCUGAAGCUUAGUAGCAUAGAAGGCUACGUAAACGAAUCGCCAACCAAUAUGUACAGCAUAAAGUAAAACAUCUGCAACACAAUUUCCAACAUCUUCAGCAAACCCAAAGCUACUAUCACCACUUUUACCAUCAUUAUCGGUGCUACCAACUCCAUCCGUUCUGCCAACUUAAGGCCUCAGCAGGUCCUGAAAGCCAGUUUUAUCCGAUCACUACGUUCAACAACUUGCUGUGGUAGAUGGCUCACAUAUAUGCAGUCGGCUUGUGUGAAAAUUAAAAUUAACUGAAUGAUUGAUUGCAUGGCAGCAGUAAUUGUGUACUAGCAGUGUGCGUUAUAAUUUAAAGAAAUAGUAAUAUAUAGUCAACUCUUAAAUUAUUUUCGCAGCAACAGAAAUAGAAGAAAAAUAAUGAAAUGAGAAUGAAAGCCGAUUACAGAAAAAUUGCAAAUAUUUUUUUUUUUUUUAAUGAAAUUAUGGAAAUUUAAAAACAUUAAAUGCUGAAGCAAAAUAGCCCAUCCAUUUGCUGCAUUUGGAAACGAUAGUUUGGGAAGUGUUAAGGGUGGAACCAAAUUUUUUUAAGAUAAGAUAUUUCAACACGCUGUUACCAACGCGUUAUUGUCUUGCCUUAAAAAAAUUGUUUUUGGCAUAAUAUUCAACUGUUUUAAAUUUUAUGAGAAUAAUGAAAAGGCAAUAGCUUCUAAGUAUAAAACUUUGGGCUUGAUUGAAAUAUAAAUCGAGGACAAAAACAGACUACAUAAAAUCAAAUUAUUAAAUAGGAUAAUGAUAAAAUAAAAGAAAAACAAAACAUAAUACGACUUACAUACAUACAUAUAUGUGAAAGCAACUUUAUAAUGCGGCUUACGAUUGACACUUUUGUUUUUGUUCUUUGUCGUUAUUUUGUAUGUUUGUUCAUUUUACUAUGUUUAGGAAUGCAAUUCAAAUAAAACUAGUUAUAAACUGCGAAAAAGUUAUAUAAUUGCUUUCUUUUUACGAUUCGAGUUAAAUAAUACGGUUGAAGAGCUGGUAAAUGCGGAGAACGAAUGUUGCCUCCCCAAAUAACAUAAUCGGAUGAAUAAUAAAGAAAAAAUUAUUUGUAAUAAAAAACACACGAUACAUACGCAUGCAAAUAUACAACGUACGUACACCUAAGCAUACAUAAUUGAAUGUAGUAUAUAAUGAUUACAACCUUACUUGCAUAUACUAUUACUAUUAAAAUAUUAUAAAACAAGAAAAAUUAUUUAUAUAAUUAUGCCUAAAAUUUAAAUUAAAAACUAAAUAAAAAACAUAAAUAAAAUGUGCGAUUAGCAGAAAACCUAAAA